AUGAAGGUGACAAGUGUGUUGCUGCUGAUCGCUCUGGCCCUUUGCUGCAUCUCAGCUACUGGUGCAGUGCAGUUUGCAGCCCAGUACUGCAAUAACCAGCUGGCAUCCAGAAACUUCUGCACCAUGGAGUACAUGCCACACUGCGGGUCUAACGGUGUCACAUACGGCAACAAAUGCUUAUUCUGCAAUGCAUACGCGAGAAGCCGUCGGACUCUUGAACUGAGGUCUAUGAGUGCCUGUUGAGUUCUCAACAGCCUUCAUCUGAGAAAGAGGAUCCCUCCCUGGCAAUGUUCCCCAUGGCAGAUGAUUUCCUAAAGUCUUGACCUGACCCUUGAAAGCUUCUGAUAAACCUUGAAACCUCUGCUUAAUAAA
This is a messenger RNA of Pipra filicauda (Wire-tailed manakin), 372 nucleotides long. Its product is annotated as ovomucoid-like. Lineage: Eukaryota; Metazoa; Chordata; Aves; Passeriformes; Pipridae. Bases 1 to 243 code for a protein of 80 amino acids. Gene Ontology annotation, molecular function: serine-type endopeptidase inhibitor activity; protein binding. The transcript has 4 exons. The record is from RefSeq and is a predicted model, not a curated record.